GCUCCUAAAACAUUCUCAGGAGUGCAUGCCCCAUAGAGCUCCCUGAGAAAGUCCUUACCUAAUGGCUCUGCUGAAAAAGUGCUUCCUCCCUGCCUUGGGAUUCUUGUUGGCGUACUAUUUCUACUCAGCCACUGAUAGCUUCAGACCUGAGAUGCUCCAAGGGAAAAGGGUGAUUGUCACUGGUGCCAGCACAGGCAUUGGAGAACAAAUAGCCUAUCACCUGGCACGGAUGGGAGCCCACUUGGUGGUGACAGCGCGGACUGAGGCAAAGCUGAAGAAAGUCAUCUCUGAAUGUUUGAAACUAGGAGCAGCCUCAGCACACUUCAUCCCUGGAACCAUGGAGGACUUAGUUUUUGCAGAGCAAGUAGUCACUAAGGCAGAAAAGCUGAUGGGGGGAUUAGACAUGCUCAUCCUAAACCAUAUAGCACCUCUAAAUUUGAGGUUUUUUAAUGGUGAUGUUGCCAGCUUUCAAAAAUCAAUGGAUGUCAACUUCUUUAGUUAUGUAACCAUGACAUCAGCUGCCCUACCCAUGCUGAAAGACACCAAUGGAAGCAUCGUGGUGGUUUCCUCAAUAGCAGGGAAAAUAAUUGCACCACUUAUUGCUGAGUACUCAGCAACCAAGUUUGCUCUAGAUGGAUUCUAUUCUUCACUGCAAAAAGAAUUACAAUUAUUGAAUGUCAACGUAUCCAUCACACUCUGCAUCCUUGGCUUCAUAAACACAGAUUCAGCUGUAAAAUCUCUUUCUGGGAUUGUGGAAAAUGUAAAUCCAUCUCCAAAGGAGGAAUGUGCAUUGAAGAUCAUCAAAGGCGGAGCUUUGCGUCACAAAGAAAUAGCUUACCCAUCCUCUAUCUAUGUCUCAAUGUGGAAUCCAAUUCGAACAAUACAGGAAUAUUUUAUAUCAUCAAAUUAUAACAUAGACAACAUAACAAGAAAUCAACAGUUCCAUUAGUACUGGGAGCUUGGAUAGGCACUUAACCAGGACUGUGUAAGACAGUUUCAUUGUUCUUCAUAGAAGCAAAAUCUCCAACAAUACAGAAAAAUAAAUUCUAGACCUUUCUCAAUGCCUUAGAGACAUGAGACUACAGGCAUUGUCCAUGGUUAAACAUCUAAUGAUGUGGCAGAAACAAUGUGGCAUAGCAGACAGAGAGAUAGCUUCAGAGGCAGGAAGCCCUCAGGUCAAAUCCUAAUGGAUACUGACUGUGUGACUCUUGGUAAAUCACUUACAUUUUUCAGUACCCCUGGCACCUCUCCAAGACUAAAAAUUUCAUAACAGCUAGUGAAGGGAGUACCUCAUAUGGGACUUCUCCACACUGAUGAAAUCACAAAUCAAGAACAAAAAAAAAAUCCUAACCUAAUAAUCUCUCACAAAACAGAAUUUUUGAGG
This is a messenger RNA of Vombatus ursinus (common wombat), 1384 nucleotides long. RefSeq names its product hydroxysteroid 11-beta dehydrogenase 1 (gene HSD11B1). Gene Ontology annotation, cellular component: intracellular membrane-bounded organelle; endoplasmic reticulum membrane. Lineage: Eukaryota; Metazoa; Chordata; Mammalia; Diprotodontia; Vombatidae. The transcript has 6 exons. Gene Ontology annotation, molecular function: steroid binding; 11-beta-hydroxysteroid dehydrogenase (NADP+) activity. Gene Ontology annotation, biological process: steroid catabolic process. The record is from RefSeq and is a predicted model, not a curated record. Bases 62 to 949 code for a protein of 295 amino acids.